AUGAAAAAGUCCGUAGAGAAAUUAUCUUCUGAUAAAUCGUCUUCCAUAACGGAAUCGUUAUUUUCAUUCAAACGUUAUUUUAUAAAUAAUUUAGAUUCGUAUCAUGGUGAAUAUGUAUUGAGAGAAGUUUCAAAAGUGUUGCAAAAAAACGCCGAGUCCACGCAGCAGUCAUCAGCUAUAGCGGUUGGUGAAGAUGUUGACUUUUUGCCACAGGUUGUACCUGAACAACCAUAUGAGAUAAUAGGUACCGUUGUUGAUCCAAAGGUCAAGAUUUUAGAUAACGUGGCUCGCAUAGUUCCUAAAUCAGAAUGUCUAUCACAAAUGCUGACUUGCGGCACUGUCGUUUUAGAUAUCAGUUAUGACAGAGAAGAAACAGCGAUCGCCACGGAUUACUUACAACUAUUAAAAGAACUGCUAGAGAAACAAAUCCCAGUCAAUGCGACGGAUGCCGACAAUGAUGAUGGUGGGGGUGAAUCUAAAAAGCGUUAUCUGAUUCUAAUAUCGACGUUAAUGACCUGGGCCGUUACCAAACCAUUAGACCCGGAUGCUCCAGAAAUGCCAUUCAUAGAAUCCGAUUUUCGAAAGAGGAAAUAUCAUCCGAAUUACAAGAUUUUCUACGAUAUAGAAAAUGAAGUUAUCGGGAUUGCUAGAAAAUAUAAAUCACAGAUCGGCGCCAUUGUUGUCGGUUGCGGUGUUACAUAUGGUGGACGAGAGGACGUUUUAUUCUACUGGUUUCAAAAAGCUUGGGAAUGCGAGCAUCUUCUGCCUCUACUAGGCCGUGGUAGUAACGUUAUACCUCUCAUAAACGUUCAGGAUUUGGCUCAAAUAGUUUAUAAUUUGAUAUCGGAUUUUCCUAAAAAGCUUUACAUACUCGCAGUGGAACAGAACGUCACUAAACAGAGAGAGAUAAUAAAACCUUUGGGACGAAUAGUAGGUUCUGGAAUGUUUAAAUGCAUACCUGCAGAAGAUGCUUUUCUUAUACCAGAAGUCGAUCAAAGGAUUUUUGAUUUGAUGACUCUCAAUUUGAAUAUGGAGCCGACUUUCAUAGUCGAAACAAUGGGUCUCCAAUGGACGUCCGAAUUGACGUUUGCAGAAAACGUACCAGCGCUUAUAAAACAAUUUAAGAAAGAGAGAGGUUUAAAGUCUUUUAAGGUAGUUGUGUACGGUCCGCCAAUUGUAGGCAAAACGACGCUGUCGAAAUUAAUUUGCGAAGCGUACGGCCUCGUUUACAUAUCACCCGAAACUGUUGUACAGGAUUUGAUGGAGGAUUUGACGUGGAGAGUGAAUCAUUGGGAAGUUGGCGAGACAGCAGCUCUGCCACACACAACGGGCGAAGAAGAUCAGUCUGUGGCAGCUGAUUCUGAAGACAACGGCGAAGAAGAAGGUUUACAGGAAACGACGAAACAAACAUUAGCUGUAUUACAAUCGGGACGAUCGUUUAAUGAUGACGAAAUAUUGACAUACUUACGUCAAAGACUCCUGAGCCGAGAAGCUUUGAACAGAGGAUGGGUUCUCGAUGGUUUUCCAACAAAUUUAUCUCAAUGUUCAGUUUUGUUUGAUAAAGGGGAUGAAGCUGAUUCUGAUACCGGCGAAGAAAAUGAAGAGGAACCGUUUGAUGAAGAUGUUGAUUUAUAUACGAAUGUACUGAAGAAGAUCUUACCUGAUAUUGUUGUAUCAUUGGAGGCAACAGAUGACUUUAUAUGUGAGAAGGCGAUGCGACAACCAGAAGGUGAUACACGACUGGGUGAAGAGGCUGUACUGAAACGACUUGGAGAGUUCAGAGCCGGGGACGCGCGUGACGUCACACCGUUGAACUUCUUUGACGAAUUAGAUAUACAUCCUUUGAUCGUCCCAGUGAAAGAGCAUUCAGAUUAUUGUAUGAAAAACACUUACGCGGCCGUCGCGUUGAGAAUGGGAAGGCCGUGUCGUUAUGGGAAACUUAUUGCACAAAUUGAAGCGGCCGAAAGAAAAGAGAAGAAAGAUUUGGACACGCUCAGGGCUAAAGAAGCGCUGGUUAUGGCAGAAUUGGAGAAAAAGAUGAAGGAGGAACGUGAAGAAAAAAUGGAAUAUUGGUCGGAGUUAUACGCCCUCAUGCGUGAGGAAGAGGAAGCGGCUCUGGCAGUGGCCGGAGAGCCUGUGAGAAACUAUCUCGUAACUCACAUAUUCCCCACACUCACCACCGCUCUAUUAGAAGUUGCUAAAGUACGACCCGACGAUCCUAUAGAUUUCCUGGCUGAAUAUUUAUUCAAAUUAAACCCAAGCGGCAAAAUGCUUGAACCUGGAUACAAUCUGCAAGCGGAAAAACUAUUGGGAAAAAUCAAAAUACUCGAUGAAGCUUUGAAGGACCUUGACAUACACAUAGAGCCUUUAAUGCCCCCCGAGGAUGAUGAAGAGUCUACAUCCAAAAAGGGCAUCAACAUAAUGAUAGAACAAUAG
This is a messenger RNA of Danaus chrysippus (African queen), 2436 nucleotides long. The record is from the annotation of a GenBank genome assembly. Lineage: Eukaryota; Metazoa; Arthropoda; Insecta; Lepidoptera; Nymphalidae.